AUGGCGCCUGGUGCGGCCAUGCGAGCUCGCUACGCCACCGGCUUGAGACCGACGGCCAUCGAGACCUUCUUACCAAUAAUAGAAGUUGACGCCGGUCAAAUACCGGUGACAAUCAAAGAAGCCACCGUCGCUGUUGGUCGGGCCGCUGCCCCACUGGUAGCUACAUGGACAAGAAGGAGAACAUGGAUACUGAAGGUGGCGGCCAUCCUAACAUUCUUAACGUUUGUCGUGGGUGGCACUCUAAUUCUUGCUUACUGGCUGGGCGGCGGUAGCAGGGAUGAAGAUCUUUUUUGCGAAAGCUACGACUGCCGUCACCACGAAGCGCUCAUCGGAGUGCGUCUGAACAGAAGCAUCGACCCCUGUGUGGACUUUAGUGCAUUCGUUUGUUCGGCCUGGACGGCGUCAAGCGUAUAUCAGGAUGGGUCACUUUCUACACAACAGGACGUCGUGGAAACGUGGUCGAUGCGCUUUGAUUCAUUGCUCAAAGGUGGGCAGGGUUUCGCGGAAGCAAGAAAGAAGGCCCUCAAUAUGCUAGAAACUUGCCAGAAUAGGCCCAACGAAACUUUCACUGUUCAAGUGCUGCGAAAGUUUAUGGACGAGCGUAAUUUAAGCUGGCCGGCACAGUGCAAGCCGAACGUCCAUCCAAUGAGAGUCCUUCUUGAGUUAGAUUUGCAAUGGGGCACUUCACUGUGGUUUCAUGUGCGCCUUCUGCCGAAGCUGCAUAAUGGGAGGCGCGCCAUGGUCAUUAGUCCAGCGGCGAGCAUUGUCAAGCAAUCUAAGCAUCACAGAAAACUCGUGUACAGCGGCGCGUUUUUCGACUAUUGGCGCAAGUACUACGAGCUCUUCGCCCCACCAGGUAUUGUCCCCGCUACAGAAACGGAGAGCAAAAAGGAAGAAAAAGUACAUACUUUUGUACUUCAUGAACUCUUGGAGGCCUGCCUUGUGUUAUCUAUAAGACAAAUGAUGCUGAAAAACAUAGAAAAGAACAUUACAAAAAUAUCUUCGAAGGAAUGGAUAGAUCUGCUAAACAAAAACUUGCAAGCGCAUCCCGCUAUCACCGGCGAGGACCACGUUAUUGUGACACACGACAUGCUACUUUAUGCUAUUGACAAGAUCACCAGGACCCAGGAAAAUUGUGAACUAGUUCAGAACAUUGCUUGGUUGUUCUUGCAGGUGGUUGGACCCGUCGCUGACUUCGACUUACUAGAGCUUAGCGAAGAAAGCUUACCAAACGGGCCCUGGGAGAGGACAGCGGUCUCAGCAGCGCGAGCUGCAUUUUGCUUGUCAGAAGUGGAGUGGACGUAUCGCUUUCUCAUUAUUUCACUCCACACACUCGCCAAUUUCCCGAGCGAUGAACGCGAAAAGCUCGAUGCAAGGCUUCGGGUCUUACGAGAGGCUGCCCUGGACAAGGUUGCCAAUGCUACGCGCAUUGAUCGUUUGUCAAAGCGACGAGCCCAAGAGAAGUUAAACGCGACACUCACGGUGCUGUGGCCACCCGAAAAGCUUAUCGAUGAAUCGUCGAUAUCCCUUAUGUACACCGACUUUCCCCAAACCGAUACCACUUUUGCCCCCCUCUGGCUACGUUUGCGACAAUCCUUCCAUAAUAUGUCCAAGAACAAGAUGUAUGACGAGGCACUGUAUAUGCCCCACAACCUUGCCCUACCACUUCUAGAUUACGACUACAUACUUAACACAGUUCACAUAUCCCAACAAGCACUUUCGGCACCUGUAUUCUAUGCUCAGGGCACACUGGCCAUGUUUUAUGGUGGUUUAGGAUUCCUUUACGCCAGCCAGUUGGUGCGUGCUCUGGACAAACAUGGGCUGCGAAUUAACGGCAGCGGACAUAUAACUGGCUUGUGGCUUUCGUCUGCGUGGCGUCAUGCAGUCAAUGACGUUGACAAUUGUCUGGGUGGUUACGUAAGCCACUUUCCCGAAAUACCGGCACUCGAGGUUAGCUACAGUGCAUUAGAGCGGGAACUUAGUCAGAGCAGCGACUCUCAUCAACGUCUUCAUGAUGGCUUCACCGAGCGGCAGCUGUUCUUCGUCACUCUUUGCUUCCUAAUGUGCAGUCGACCGGGUGUGGAGUCCACGGGAGACUGCAACAAAGCUGUCAUGAACUUCCCGCCCUUUGCCAGAACUUUCGCUUGUCCAAUUACCACCAGAAUGAGGCCUGCUAAGCCUUGUGCUUUUUUUGACUACCGAGUUUAG
This is a messenger RNA of Rhipicephalus microplus (southern cattle tick), 2208 nucleotides long. Its product is annotated as endothelin-converting enzyme 1. The record is from RefSeq and is a predicted model, not a curated record. Gene Ontology annotation, cellular component: plasma membrane. Lineage: Eukaryota; Metazoa; Arthropoda; Arachnida; Ixodida; Ixodidae. Gene Ontology annotation, biological process: protein processing. Gene Ontology annotation, molecular function: metalloendopeptidase activity.